UAUUUGUUACCCGGGUCAGGAACCAAAGAUAUUAAGUUGCUGACUGAGAGGUCCAAUGUGCAGUAUUCGGGACAAUGGAUGUUUAAGAUCGGAUGGCCAAAUAUGGGAGGUUUAAAUGUAGAGGCUGCGGAUAGUUACUUCCAAAAGGAUUCCGACAAACCGCCCUUCUUCAUAGUGGAACAAUAUUUUGAGGGUUGCUUUAAAGUAGACGCGUAUCUUUCUUUAUCCAACGCGAGUCAGAUUUGGCAGGAUGUGAGCAUUCGUUCGUGCAUGAUUCUGUGUCAUCAGAGAAAUCAUAAGUACGCUGCUCUCCACAAUGGUAAUGAAUGCGCCUGCCUGAAUGACCAGGAGGUUUCGAGGCUAGAGAAAUUACCAGCUGAAGCAUGCGACGUUCCGUGCAGCGUAAAUGACGAGGAGCGUUGCGGUGGGAAGACCGCUGCGUCGAUAUUUCUGGCUGUUGCCAAAUCCAUCUUAUCCGCUGAUGAAAGAGCUGCAGGACUGAAUGAUGUCGAUGAAUGUGACAACGGUGUAUCUCAGUGCCAUUCAAACGCGCUUUGUAAGAAUAGCGCUCCAGGUUACUGCUGUGAAUGCAUGAAUGGUUACUAUGGGAACGGAGUCGACUGUGUCAAGGAAGGAGAAGUCAUUCAUUUCCUCGGCAAGUUUUCUGGCAUCCUUAAUGGUGUAGAUCUCCAAGAUCUUCGUCUGGAUUUAAUUGCCAUGUCUAGCGAUGGCCGUGUUUACGUCGUAAUAAGAAGACCACCGACUGCUCUGGCGCAUUCUCUGAAGAUCCUCACCCCUUUCGCUAACACUGCUGGCUGGAUGCACGGUGUAAGCAAAGUCAAGGGUGUUCCCAAUGGCUUUAGUGUACUCGGGACAAGGUUGACAAGAAACAUGGUGGUCUCCUUUGACUCAGGCGAGGAAUUACGUUUGAAACAGAAGUUCAAGGGUAAAGAUGCCAGCGGCCGUUACAUCUCCAUAGAAACUACGAUAAACGGAACAAUGCCGGACAUCAGCUCUGACUCCGAUAUCAGAAUGGAUUCUUUUAAGAAAGUGUAUCGUCGUGAGGAUCACGGGAAAGUAGAAUCCGAAGGGACAACAACAUUUCAAGUUGAUGGUGAAACCAACGGAUUCUCUGUCUUAGAGACCAUUGAGUAUGAUGAACUGAGAGGAUGCGAUGACAGUUUCUACAGCUUUGAUGUGGAAUCUAGGGUGCUGUUAACCAAAUUUGACCCCAAUCAGAAGUACGCGUCAGUAGCCAUCCAGUCUUACAUCGUCAACGCCUCUACACCAGACACUCAAGGUCAACAAGGUAAUGGUAGCCCCUGUGGAUCCCAGAAAGUCACCUGUCACGCUAAGGCAAGCUGCUUGAAUGACCAAGGAUUGGAAGAAUGCCGCUGUAAAGACGGUUACCAAGGCGACGGUACCAAAUGUGAAGAUGUGGAUGAAUGUAAAUUGGACGUGGCCGGCUGCAGCUCUUCUGCUGACUGUAUUAAUACUGAGGGCUCAUUCUCGUGCAAAUGCCGCAGCGGAUUCACUGGCGAUGGUUUCAGUUGUAUAAAAGUAACCGAACUACAGUGUCCUAGCAAUUGUGACCCGGACGCUAAGUGCGUUCAAUAUGUAGGAGGCUGGAGGUGUGUGUGUAAUCCGGGAUUUAAGGGCAAUGGAAUCAUUUGUCAACCUGAUGGGUCGUGUGCGGGAGUACAGUGCAGUGAAAACGCCCAAUGUACCUACACCGCAGACAACUCGAGGAAAUGUGUGUGUAACUUGGGAUACAAAGGCGACGGUGAAACCUGUUCCCCUCGUGAUAAAUGUGAAGGGGUAACCUGUGGCACCAAUGCGACUUGCGAUGCCACUGGAAACUGUGCCUGCGACCGCGGUUUCCAAGGGGAUGGACAGCGUUGUGACGAUGUAGACGAAUGUAAAGAAAGUCAGGACAAGUGUCACAGUGACGCUGACUGCACGAACACCGUGGGUUCGUAUAAAUGCCAGUGCAAGAAAGGUUACCUUGGUGAUGGAUUCACGUGUGUGAAGGAGGAGGUUGGUCAGUUGUGCAGUGGCCAGAAGUGCCAUUCCCAAGCUCAGUGUCUCGGCGAUCAGGACAGCCUUAAGUGUGUCUGUAACAAUGGUUACCAAGGAGAUGGGGUCACGUGCGCAGACAAUAAUGAAUGCUUGGAGGAUAACUUGUGUCAUGAAUUCGCUGACUGCACCAACACUGAGGGUUCAUACACGUGUAAAUGUAAAGAGGGUUACACAGGAAACGGACAGGAGUGCACCAGAGAUUCCACUGAUGGCUGUGGUGGAGAGAAGUGUCACAUGUAUGCCUCGUGUCAAGUAAAACCUGAUACGGGCAAAGAAGAGUGUCAGUGUCAGUACGGCUUCACUGGCAACGGAGUAGACUGUAAAGAUUUGAAUGAGUGUGCUGAAAGUGACGACAUUUGUCCAGACAACAGCACUGAAUGUCAAAAUACAUUUGGAAGCUAUGAAUGUCUAUGCAAGAAAGGAUAUAUGGAAGUUAACCGCAAGUGUGUCUCUGAUGAUUCCUGCAUGGGUGUGGACUGUCACCCGGAUGCUAUUUGUGAUUCUAUUCGGGGAUGUUUAUGCAAGGAUGGUUUCCAAGGCGAUGGAGUUAGUUGCGAGGACGAAAACGAGUGCAAUCUUACUCGAAGUCCGUGUGACCUGAACGCAAACUGCAUCAACACGAAUGGCUCGUUUCAGUGUGAAUGCAAUACAGGAUUUACUGGUGAUGGAUUCCGUUGCGAAAGAGCUGAGGGAAACUGUAAUGGCGUUGCGUGUGAUACCCAUGCCCAAUGUGUCCAACCUUUGGAUGACGGUCCACCCCAGUGUGAAUGUGACAAAGGUUGGGAAGGCGACGGACAAGUCUGUUCAGAUGCUGACGAAUGCAAACCCUUUAAAAACUUGUGCCAUCCGUUGCGUGCUGAUUGCAUCAACACAGUUGGUUCGUAUAAUUGCCGCUGCAAGCCAGGCUACCAAGGAGAUGGCUUCAAUUGCAUAUCUGAUGGUACCUGUGAUGGAGUCCAAUGCGAUGUCAACGCCACUUGUUUUAAACCGUCACCUGAAAAACCUGGUCAGUGUGUAUGCAAAGAUGGCUGGCAGGGUGACGGAAAGACUUGUGAAGGUCAGAAAAAAAGCGAAGCCAUUUGCGUUUUAAUCUUUCUUCUUCUUACCAUGCGACGAUUAGAAGGAACCCACGAAAACGAGUGCAAUCUUACUCGAAGUCCGUGUGACCUGAACGCAAACUGCAUCAACACGAAUGGCUCGUUUCAGUGUGAAUGCAAUGCAGGAUUUACUGGUGAUGGAUUCCGUUGCGAAAGAGCUGAGGGAAACUGUAAUGGCGUUGCGUGUGAUACCCAUGCCCAAUGUGUCCAGCCUUUGGAUGACGGUCCACCCCAGUGUGAAUGUGACAAAGGUUGGGAAGGCGACGGACAAGUCUGUUCAGAUGCUGACGAAUGCAAACCCUUUAAAAACUUGUGCCAUCCGUUGCGUGCUGAUUGCAUCAACACAGUUGGUUCGUAUAAUUGCCGCUGCAAGCCAGGCUACCAAGGAGAUGGCUUCAAUUGCAUAUCUGAUGGUACCUGUGAUGGAGUCCAAUGCGAUGUCAACGCCACUUGUUUUAAACCGUCACCUGAAAAACCUGGUCAGUGUGUAUGCAAAGAUGGCUGGCAGGGUGACGGAAAGACUUGUGAAGCAGCCGACUUGAAAUGUGGUGGAGUAGUCUGCGAUGCCAACGCUAAUUGUUCCCAGCCUUCAUCCGGUGAAAUGCGGCAGUGCGUUUGCAAUCCAGGAUGGACUGGAAAUGGCCAAACCUGCCUUGAUAUAGACGAAUGUCAGCCUUUCAUGAACAGUUGCCAUAGAGAUGGUGAAUGCGUCAAUACCGAGGGUUCAUACUCAUGCCGGUGUAGACCUGGUUUCCAGGGAGACGGAUAUGACUGCGUCUCUGAUUCGGAUAAAUGUGAAGGAACCAGAUGUCAUCCAAAUGCAGAGUGUAUUGAAUUCGUUCCUAGCAGACGACGAUUGUGUGUUUGUAAGGAAGGUUGGCAAGGAGACGGACGAACCUGUUAUGAUAUAGACGAGUGCCAGGCAAACGAAAGGGAAUGCGACCGCAAUGCUGACUGUUCAAACACUGAGGGCUCAUACCAAUGCCGUUGCAAGGCCGGGUUCAAGGGAAAUGGCUUCAACUGUACUUCGGAUGGCAGUUGUGCUGGAAAACUUUGUGACUUGAACGCGGAAUGUGUUUUUGAUGAAGGACAACAGCGUUGCUCGUGUAACAAAGGCUGGAAUGGAGAUGGCCAAACCUGCUUUGAUAUAAACGAGUGUAAACCCUUUAAGAACAACUGUUCCUUAGACGCUGAGUGCGUAAACACCGAGGGCUCAUAUGAGUGUCGAUGUAGGCCUGGUUAUCAAGGAGACGGUUUUACCUGCGUCUCGGAUGGCUCCUGUGAAGGGGUAGUUUGUGACUCCAAUGCCGAAUGUCUCCGAUCGUUUAUCGAAGGACGGCGACAGUGCAAGUGUAAAGAUGGUUGGCAGGGAAACGGUAAAACCUGCUCCGAUAUAAACGAGUGCGAACCAUUCAAGAACAACUGUUCCUUAGAAGCUGAGUGCUUAAACACCGAGGGCUCAUAUGAGUGUCGAUGCAGGCCUGGUUACCAGGGAAACGGCUUCACCUGCUUCUCGGAUGGCUCCUGUGAAGGAGUUGUUUGCGACUCCAAUGCCAAAUGUCUCCGAUCGUUUCCCGAAGGACGGCGACAGUGCAAGUGUAAAGAUGGUUGGCAGGGAGACGGUAAAACAUGCUCCGAUAUAAAUGAGUGCCAACCAUUCAAGAACAACUGUUCCUUAGAAGCUGAGUGCUUAAAUACCGAGGGCUCAUAUGAGUGUCGGUGUAGGCCUGGUUACCAGGGAGACGGCUUCACCUGCGUCUCGGAUGGCUCCUGUGAAGGAGUAGUUUGCGACUCCAAUGCCAAAUGUCUCCGAUCGUUUCCCGAAGGACGGCGACAGUGCAAGUGUAAAGAUGGUUGGCAGGGAGACGGUAAAACAUGCUCCGAUAUAAAUGAGUGCCAACCAUUCAAGAACAACUGUUCCUUAGAAGCUGAGUGCUUAAAUACCGAGGGCUCAUAUGAGUGUCGGUGUAGGCCUGGUUACCAGGGAGACGGCUUCACCUGCGUCUCGGAUGGCACCUGUGAAGGACUAGUUUGCGACCCAAAUGCCGAAUGUCUGCGAUCGUUUCCCGAAGGACGCCGACAGUGCAAGUGUAAAGACGGUUGGCAGGGAGACGGUAAAACAUGCUCCGAUAUAAACGAAUGUAAACCAUUCAAGAACAAUUGUUCCUUAGAAGCUGAGUGCUUAAACACCGAGGGCUCAUAUGAGUGUCGAUGUAGACCUGGUUACCAAGGAGACGGUUUUACUUGCGUCUCGGAUGGCACCUGUGAAGGAGUAGUUUGCGACCCGAAUGCCGAAUGUCUCCGAUCGUUUUCCGAAAAACGCCGACAGUGCAAGUGUAAAGAUGGUUGGCAGGGAGACGGUAGAACAUGCUCCGAUGUCGACGAAUGUCAGCCAUUGAAGAACAACUGUCACGGGAAGGCAGAGUGCGUAAAUACUGUGGGUUCGUUUGAGUGCCGUUGCAAGCUUGGUUACCUUGGAGAUGGAGUGAAUUGCACGUCUGAUGGCUCUUGCGAUGGAGUCUUUUGCGAUGCCAACGCCAUCUGCGAGGAAAGAGCUUAUGGUGAUCAACACCAGUGCUCAUGCAGAGACGGUUGGAGAGGGAAUGGAACCUACUGCGCUGAUAUUGACGAGUGCAAAUCGUCCGCAGCCAAGUGUGACCUGAAUGCAGAUUGCUUCAACAACCCAGGCUCUUAUCAAUGUCGCUGCCGGCUUGGUUACCAAGGAAACGGAACUCAAUGUGUCUCUGACGGCACCUGCGAUGGAGUAGUAUGUGAUCAACAUGGUGCAUGCGUACCGAAGACCGCUAGCGGAAGAGAUCGGCAGUGCGUUUGUGUGACUGGCUGGACAGGGGAUGGACGAAGUUGUGAUGAUGUGGAUGAAUGCCAAGCUGCAAAUGACAGCUGCCAUCAGCAUGCUGACUGUCGCAACAGUCCUGGGUCAUUUUCUUGCCGUUGCAAGCUGGGA
Orbicella faveolata is the source of this 6141-nucleotide messenger RNA. RefSeq lists its product as uncharacterized. The record is from RefSeq and is a predicted model, not a curated record. Lineage: Eukaryota; Metazoa; Cnidaria; Anthozoa; Scleractinia; Merulinidae. Gene Ontology annotation, biological process: cell-matrix adhesion. Gene Ontology annotation, molecular function: calcium ion binding.